AUGGAGACUACUACCAGGAUGGGAAUUCUCAAGUCUCCUCUACUCGUAGCUCACAAAAGGACAUGUCUCGACCUCCGGGGUUUGAUAGGAGAUACUCUCCCACCCAUUCAAGACCCCAUUCGUCAGCUCAUCGAGGAGUUUCCUCUAGCCAUAACAAUUUGGGAAAAUCUCCAGCCCCCUCUUCUUACACAAGAGAAGUAUGGAUUAAACGAGCUGCCCAUGGCGAGGCGCAAAAAGACUUUCAACAGGGAGAGAAUCAGGAAAGGUCGCAUAAGACUAUCAGCUCCCGCACUCCUCCACCAAGGCCCGCGAGGGAGCCACACAAUACCCCAAGUAGGAGAGAUACGCCUGGACACUCUAACACAUCUAGGUCUCGCCGGCCAGUCCUAG
Molecule: messenger RNA, 390 nt
Organism: Arabis nemorensis
Lineage: Eukaryota; Viridiplantae; Streptophyta; Magnoliopsida; Brassicales; Brassicaceae
Source: the annotation of a GenBank genome assembly